Molecule: messenger RNA, 465 nt
Organism: Strongyloides ratti
Lineage: Eukaryota; Metazoa; Nematoda; Chromadorea; Rhabditida; Strongyloididae
Product: Protein lethal(2)essential for life
Exons: 2
Coding region: 1-465 (154 amino acids)
Biological process (GO): protein refolding; response to heat
Molecular function (GO): protein folding chaperone
Source: RefSeq, a predicted model, not a curated record
AUGGCUAACCGUUGGUUAACACAUUUUAUUCGUGAUCCAUUCAUGUCUUCUACAUUAAGAGAAGCCAGAAGAAUGUGUGAUGAAUUUGAUCGUGCUUUUAUGAUGCCUCCAUAUUGGCUUAACAAGACACUUUCUGAAACUCACAAAUUUGGUCAACCAUCUUCUGAGAUUAUUGACAAUGAAAAAGAAUUUAAAGUAAAGAUGGAUGUUUCACACUUUGCUCCAGAAGAAUUAAAAGUUACUGUCAAAGACAAGUGUCUUCAAGUUGAGGGUCACCAUGAGGAAAAAUCUGAUCAAUAUGGAACAAUUCAAAGAAGUUUUGUUCGUAGAUAUACUUUACCACCAAAUUUAAAAGAAGAAAAUGUAAUAAGUCAACUUAAUAAAGAUGGUAUCCUUACUGUUGGAGGUACAAAACUUGAAGUAGAAGAAAAUAAAGCCAAAAGUAUCCCUAUUGAAUUCAAAUAA